Molecule: messenger RNA, 1155 nt
Organism: Rhodamnia argentea
Lineage: Eukaryota; Viridiplantae; Streptophyta; Magnoliopsida; Myrtales; Myrtaceae
Product: cytosolic sulfotransferase 5-like
Exons: 3
Coding region: 1-1155 (384 amino acids)
Biological process (GO): sulfation
Cellular component (GO): cytoplasm
Molecular function (GO): sulfotransferase activity
Source: RefSeq, a predicted model, not a curated record
AUGCAAGCCUCUCAACCUCCUCCUCCGCCCCAUUUAAAGUAUUUGCGAGACGACGACAUGCCGCAAGAAUUCAAGGACUUGCUCUCCUCUCUCCCUUCAGAAGAAGACUGGGUCACCACCUCUCUCCGCUUGUAUCAGGGCUUCUGGUUCCCGUCUUGGCUGUUGAAUGGCAUCUUCAAUUGCCAAAACCACUUCCAAGCUCACCCCUCUGAUAUCCUCCUCGUCACCAACCCGAAAUCUGGCACCACCUGGCUGAAGGCCAUCCUCUUCGCUCUUUUGAACCGUGCCAAGUACUCCGACUCUGACUCACAACGACGCCACCCUCUCCUAACCCGAAACUCCCACGACCUCGUUCCCUGCUUGGAGUUUAAGCUCUAUCUCGAGCAAGAAAAUCCCGAUCUUGCUGCUAUAGCGUCCCCGAGGCUCUUGGCCACUCACAUGCCUUAUUCCUUGCUUCCGCAGUCAGCGAGGGACUCCAACUGCAAGCUGGUUUACCUAUGUAGGAACCCCAAGGACACAUUCCUCUCAAUGUGGCACUUCACCAACAAGCUGAGGCCAGAAGAGGGGCUUUUUUCCAAACCAGCAAGCAUUACGGUUGGCCUAGAGAUAACCCUCAAGAGCGUUGAACAAGCCGAAGACCUUCUCCUUGCCUUCGUUGAUUUGCUCCUCGGUGAACUGAAUGUUACCAGUGGCGUAGUACUUGCUUCUGUUCUUGCAUAUGGACCCUCCCUCGGGGUUGGCCUCGAUCUUGAUGUCAUACGAGAUCUUCUCGAAUAUGUUCAUCAGGGCGUCGCCCUCGAUCCAGCUGUAGCUGUAUGUGAGUUUGUCCUGGUCCGGAGCGCCAACCCCGUGUUUCGCAUGAAAGUGGACCCGCAUGUUCAUGUGAGGAGGUUGGCUGAUUUCGUGGGGUGUCCAUUUGGUGAAGAAGAAAUGAGAGACGGGACGGUGGAGGGAAUACUGAGGAUGUGUAGCUUCGGCAAUUUGAGCGCACGGGAGGUGAACAAGAGCGGGAAGUUGUCUACCGGACAAGAGAGCAAGUGGUUCUUCGAGAGAGGCGAGGUUGGAGAUUGGGUGAAUUACAUGAGUGCCGAGAUGGGGCGGAGAAUUGACUGUGUCAUGGAAGAGAAGUUGCAUGGUUCCGGUUUGAAGCUUUGA